This is a messenger RNA of Suricata suricatta (meerkat), 687 nucleotides long. Its product is annotated as olfactory receptor 2AG1-like. Gene Ontology annotation, molecular function: olfactory receptor activity. The record is from RefSeq and is a predicted model, not a curated record. Gene Ontology annotation, cellular component: membrane. Bases 1 to 687 code for a protein of 228 amino acids. Gene Ontology annotation, biological process: G protein-coupled receptor signaling pathway. NCBI's taxonomy places the organism in Eukaryota, Metazoa, Chordata, Mammalia, Carnivora, Herpestidae. The transcript has 2 exons.
AUGGAGUACUGGAACUCCACCCUGGACAGUGGCUUUAUAUUGAUGGGGAUUCUGAAUGACAGUGGGUCUCCUGAGCUGCUGUGUGCCACAAUCACAGACCUGCUCCUGGCCUUCAUGGCCUAUGAUAGAUAUGUGGCCAUUUGUCAUCCUCUGAACUACAUGGUCUGCAUGAGGCCAAGGGUCUGCUGGCUCAUGGUGGCCACAGCCUGGAUCCUGGCAUACAUGAAUGCUCUAGGACAUACCUUCUAUACCAUGCAGUAUCCCUUCUGCAAAGUCCGGAAGAUCAGACACCUGUUCUGUGAGAUCCCACCUUUGCUGAAGUUGGCCUGUGCAGAUACCUCUAGAUAUGAACUGUUUGUGUAUGUAAUGGGUGUGACCUUCUUGAUCCCUCCUCUUGUUGCAAUAAUUUCUUCCUAUGCACUAAUCCUGUUUACUGUGCUUCACAUGCCCUCAAAUGAGGGGAGGCAGAAAGCGCUAGUCACCUGCUCUUCCCAUCUGACUGUGGUUGGCAUAUUCUAUGGAGCUGCCACAUUCAUGUAUGUCCUGCCUAGUUCCCUUCACAGCCCCAUUCAAGACAACAUCACCUCUGUUUUCUACACGGUUGUCACUCCAGCCCUGAACCCUCUUAUCAACAACUUGAGGAAUAAAGAGGUCAUGGGGGCCCUGAAGAGAGUCCUGGGAAAAUAA